This is a messenger RNA of Ciona intestinalis (vase tunicate), 304 nucleotides long. Lineage: Eukaryota; Metazoa; Chordata; Ascidiacea; Phlebobranchia; Cionidae. The record is from RefSeq and is a predicted model, not a curated record.
UGACCCGUGUCAGAUGGGAUGUAGCGGUUUAAGUUUCUGCAGCAACUUUAAUAAUAGACCAACAUCUUUGUUUCGAAGUUGCAACGCAUUCAGUGAUGAGAUCGCUAGUGACGACUUCAGAUUAUGGUCGGACGGCGUCAUCCGCACACCGUUUGCUGAGAUCCCGGUUCACAACAUUAAAACUUGCCAACCAGAACAAUGGAAAGCUGUGGCUUGUGCUCUGCAGAUUAAACCAUGUAGUCGUCGUACUGGAGAGAGCAUCAUAUGCAGGUACAUAUUACUCUGUUAGGACAGUAACUUGGUG